Manis javanica (Malayan pangolin) is the source of this 2458-nucleotide messenger RNA. The record is from RefSeq and is a predicted model, not a curated record. NCBI's taxonomy places the organism in Eukaryota, Metazoa, Chordata, Mammalia, Pholidota, Manidae.
UGUGAUACAAAUUUUCAUGUAUUUUCAAUACACAUGACUAUGUAUUACAGGUGCAUAUGUAUGUUUCAGGUAGGAAGCUGACAGGUGAGUUGAGGGCCCUACAGCCACUGAAAAUAAAGCAGCAGAGUGGUGGCAGGAGGUGUGGCAGAGAGGUGGGGACAGGCACACGAGGAGCACACCCAGUGUCUGGGUCUGUUUUCCUGUUUUGUUUUUCACUGUCCUUAUCGGUAAAAAAAUAAACAAACAUUAAUUCCUUCAGGCCCCCUCCUGAGCUUACGAUAAGAAAAAAAAUCAGAAAUUAACAAUUAUUUUAAAGUUGCUUAGGAAAAAAAUACACAUAUAUGUAUUAUAUACACAUAUAAAAUCUAAGUUUGCCAACAACUUUCCUGGAAAAUCUCACAACACAAAUAAAAAAAACAACAAUAGCUUAAAAAAUUGCUAGUAUUUAUUGUGUGCUUACUGUAUGGAGUUCCUUGCAUGUGUAUUAACCCACUUAACCAACAGCAAGACAGACAUUAUCCCCAUUUCGAGAGGAGGAAUCACGGCUUAGACAAGGUCUGAGACUUCACCGAAGGCCUGUAGCUGCCAGCUGGAUCCCGUGGCCUGUUUGACCGCAAGUCCGUCUCAUUCCUGAGCCUGUGUUCCUCCCCGCCUCUCUCCUGACUCAUGGACGAUGUUAACUUUUUUCUCUGGGAAUUCUUUGAGGACAGAUUUUUAAAAUCUUGAGAUCCCCCAAACUGGAGAUUCCACAUUUUAUGAUAUUUUGGAAUUCAAGAAUAUUUGUGGCGUAUGGCACGAAAUGAAACCAGAGGUAAGGUCAAACUUGGUGAGCAGGGCCCUCAGAUCCUGGGUGUCCAGAGAAUCUAUAUUCAGAUGAGGGAAGAGAAACGCAUCAACCUGACUAUUGGAGGCAGGGCGUAUUUGCUGUCCAACACGUCUGUGAUUAUUAAAUGCCCAGUGCAAUGAUUCCAGAAAUCUCUGAUCCAGUGGGACAAGGACGGCCACUGCCUGUGGAACUCCAGAUGACUCGGCAUCACCGAGUUACGCGUGCUGAAGAUCCACAGCCUCGCCGUCCCUGACAUCAGCGUUUACCGGUGCAUUGCGGGCUCGGCACGAGAUAUGGUGGUUCUCAAGCUCAUUGGCACCAACAACCAGCUCAUUGCACCCCCAGCCCUCAGGGAGCUUGGGAGGGAGUAUCCCGGGCUGGGCCACGAAGAAGCCAAUGGUUUGGAAGCCAUGUGGCAUAAGAUGAGGCAAAUGUGGAGUAACAAAAACGAGCUUUACCUGGGCCACGGCCAGAUCAACAAGCAGCCUUUCUUGAGUGCUCUGUUGGGCCACUGCAGCGAUUCUGCAGGAAACACCGACUCCUGGGAGUCUUGGAAAAAGCAGUUUGGAGCAGCCGUUAAGCAGGGAGCAUGCAGCAUGGAUGCUGCCCAGUUCGACAAGCUGAUAAGAAACAUGAGCCAGCUCCUGGACGCUGGAGAGGUCAGUGACAACUUGGCCUUGCAGCUGAUCUACCAGCUGGUGGCCGACUUAGGGUGCAGCCAGCCCAUGCAGUGGAGGGGUACCCAUGGGGAAGUGCCCCCCUCAGCCCUGAGGGGGGAGACAGGAAGUGUGCCCCAGGGCUCCAGUGGGACGAACUUCAGCAAGCUGACCUUCAAGCCACAAGGGCCCACUCUCAUGUGGCAAAGUCAGCCUUCCUCGGUCUCAUUUAAUAGAACGGUGACUUCAAGGAUUUGCGGGAUGGUGUACAUUACAGAAAGAACAUAGGUCGUCAGUAUACUUUGUGAGCUUGUUACCCCCGGGCGGGCCAUGUAUACAUGGACCAAGGAUGGAGAACCCAUACAACCCUCAGAAAAAGUGGUUUUGGAUGGAACCGGAAACUUACAGAUACGGAGCCCUACGAGGAAAGAGCAAGGAAGAUACAGGUGCUCUGUAGUUAGUCAUCUCGGUUCAGACGCAGGAAGUUCUUCGGUGCUGUAUGCAGAGGCACCUGUCAUCUUGUCUGUUGAAAGAAAUAUCACCAGACUAGAGCCUGGCCAUCUGUCCGUCAUGGUUGGAGGCCUCGUGGAGGCAGCUCUGGGGGCAACUGUGGCGAUCCGGUGUCCUGUGAGAGGUGUCGGUCAGCCUAAUGUAUCUUGGUGGAAGAGAGGAGGAUCUCUGGGUGACAAUGUUUCCUUGCUUUUCAAUGGAUCCCUGUUGCAGAACGUUUCCCUCGGAAGUGAAGGAACCUACGUCUGCAGAGCCAGCAAUGCACUUGGAAAGCCAGUGGCUGCGUCAACGCUCCGCUUUCUGGGACAAAGAUGGCCAGACAGUAAACUUGUAUUUUCCAAGGACCAUAAAAAUCAUACUCUGCAGGCAUCCAGCCCUGGAAAUGGUAGCAGCGAUGCAAUACGAAAACCCCUAUCUCCAGAAUAACAUCUUGCUGCCAGCACCAACUGCACUGAACCCCGGGAAC